Molecule: messenger RNA, 6597 nt
Organism: Lates calcarifer (barramundi perch)
Lineage: Eukaryota; Metazoa; Chordata; Actinopteri; Centropomidae
Product: myogenesis-regulating glycosidase
Exons: 6
Coding region: 332-2413 (693 amino acids)
Biological process (GO): carbohydrate metabolic process; skeletal muscle fiber development
Molecular function (GO): hydrolase activity, hydrolyzing O-glycosyl compounds
Source: RefSeq, a predicted model, not a curated record
GCUGCGCAGUGAGCUACUGCGCUCACAGCUGUAACUACACAUUGACCCCAGAGAGAGAGAUGCGGAGGUGAGAUAACUAUUUUCAUGACCGCAACGCCGCAAAGGACAGAUUGAAUCUUUGGAAAAAUCAGCCCUCAUUCAGAAAUGGAGAUGCCGCUAAAGAUCGGCAAGUAGACGUAAGGCUUCUUGUCACCUCCGCUGCUGCCAGUGUGAAGAUAAAUUCCAGCCAUUUUCACCAACACUGACAGCAAGCUUAGCACAGCUGUCCACUCCCUGCCACUCCUCCUCUAAACCUGUUCUUGUGUACACCUCACUGCCUCAAGUCUUCAGUAUGUAUCAGAUUGUCCCGGUGGCUCCUGGGGAGCAGCAGAUGGCAGGGGGAGCUGGAGGCUCCCCGCUAAAAAAGAAACUGGCUCACGAAGGCCGACCCCUGGUUAUGGCAGGGAUGUUGGGCUGUGUGUUGGUGCUGGCUGCUGUGGUUGCGUGGUGCUACUACUCAGCGUCUCUCCGUAAAGCCCAGCUGCUGAAGACUGAGUCGUUAGACCUUGACAAGGAUGGUUUUAUUAUUCGUAACCAGGCAGGGGCUGUCAUCUUCAAUAUGACCUUCAGGUCUGGCACUCUGGAUCUGGACUCCUGCUCAAAGGAGGGAAGUAUACUGAGCUGCACUCAGUCAGAUUCUGGCAAGCUCAACUUCUUCAUCCAGACAGUUCGACCCAAGGACACGGUGAUGUGUUACCGUGUCCGCUGGGAGGAGCUACAAAAUAAGCGCUUGGUGGAGCAUGCCAUGGCCUAUAAUGACUCUCAUUGGUAUGGAGGGGCAGAGACAGCAACACAGUACUGGCCUAUCAGGAUCCAGGGCGAGGAGGAACCACGGCCUUUCAUCACCAGUGAUGUUUACUCUGAUCGGAAUGCUUUUGGGGGAAUCCUAGAACGCUAUUGGCUGUCAUCGAAUGCAACUGCGAUCAAGAUUAAUGACUCUGUGCCAUUUCAUUUGGGCUGGUCAGAGAAGGACAGGACACUCAGGUUCGAGGCCCGGUACCAGGACUCUCCUUUCAGACCGCCAGAGGGACAGCAGGCCUUACCUGAACUCAGCUAUAGAGUGUGUGUGGGGUCAGAUGUUACAUCUAUUCACAAAUACAUGGUUCGUCGAUAUUUCCCAAAGCCUAUCAAGGUCCCAUCUACUGAAGUCUUCAAACAUCCAGUGUGGUCCACGUGGGCUCUUCACAAAACAUCUGUAACUCAGGAGAAGCUGCUACGCUAUGCCUCUGACAUCACCAAGCAUGGCUUUACAUGCUCCCAUCUGGAGCUGGACGACCGCUACACUGCUGACUAUGGCGAGUUUGACUUUGACCCGCAGAAGUUCCCCAAUGCCACCGGUAUGUUUGACAAGCUCAGAGAGGACGGGUUUCAGGUGUCGCUCUGGACACAUCCUUUCAUCAACUAUGACUCCAUUAAUUUUGGUGUCGCCGUGGAGAAAGGGCUGUUUGUCCGGCAGCCAAGUGGUGAGCUCCCAGCUCUGGUUCGCUGGUGGAACGGCAUUGGAGGAAUCUUGGACUUCACCAACCCAGAGGCCCGUGAGUGGUACUCUUCCCACCUGCGCAUGCUCAAAACCCGCUAUGAUGUGACCUCCUUCAAGUUCGAUGCAGGAGAGACGAGCUACCUCCCCCAGCAGUUUAGCACUCUGGUCCCGCUCUCUGACCCCUCCACCUUCACCCGCCGCUACACAGAGAUGGCCAUACCGUUCAGUGAGCGUGCUGAGCUGAGGGUUGGGUACCAGAGUCAGAACAUCUCCUGCUUCUUCAGGAUCAUUGACAGAGACUCUGUGUGGGGCUACGAGCUCGGCCUCAAGUCCAUCAUUCCAACUGUUCUGACGAUUAGCAUUCUGGGCUACCAGUUUGUCUUACCUGAUAUGAUAGGAGGAAAUGCAUACCCCAACCGCACCACAGGUGGUUUGGAUGGCAAAAAUGGUCUGCCAGACAGAGAACUGUACAUACGAUGGCUGGAGCUGUCAGCAUUUCUGCCUGCCAUGCAAUUUUCUAUACCACCCUGGGCCUAUGACAAUGAGGUGGUACAAAUAGCACAGAAGUUCACAGAGCUUCAUGAGACUCUGGUGGCUCCAAGGGUUCUCGAGCUGGCAGGCGAGGUUCUUGAUACAGGAGACCCAAUCAUAAGGCCCCUUUGGUGGAUCGCCAAUGAUGACGAGGCAGCCUAUAAGAUCGACUCACAGUUCCUGAUCGGGGAUGACCUGAUGGUGGCUCCGGUGUUGGAGCCAGGAAAGCAAGAGAGGGACAUCUACCUGCCUGCAGGACGAUGGAGAAGCUACAAGGGGGAACAUUUUGAUAAAGGCCCCAUUUACCUCACUGACUAUCCAGUGGACUUGGAUGAGGUAGCUUUCUUUACAUGGGUUCACUGAAGACAGUUAAGACACGUAAAUCACACACAGGUAGGGGUGUAACGAUUCAAUCAACUCAUGAUUCCAUUUGAUACUCGAUACGAAGCUCACGAUUUGAUACACUCAUGAUACAUCCAAGGAUAUAUUUAAUGAAGAAAGAAUGAAAACAAAGAGCUUAAGAGUUCUUAUUUAUUCUUUCUUAGUGUAAAUUAGCAAAAAAAAAACCUCUUAUCUCUAAUCUAUCUCUAAUCUCUUGUUGCCACAAGAGUUUACAGUGUUUUCCUUUUUUUUAAACUAAAUUCUAGUUAAAAUGUUAAAAUAAAAACUUUGUUGCAGUUAAUCUGCCAACUACAGCGCAAAAGAAAGGAUUCCAAUACUAUAAUAUAAUAUAUAAUAUACUAAUAUAAGGCAAUAUUUUUUUCUCCUGAAAUUUAGGUUUAAAAAUGGGGGUUGUCUUAUGUUUUAGGAUUAAACAAUCAAAUUUUCAUUCAUUACAACAGAUUUUUUUUGAGUGGAGCAAGUCCCAGUGUAACUAUGGUCUUUUAGAGUGUAGCAUUGAGGGUUGUUUGUAGCCUUAUUAUGUUGCUAGUUGUCAGUUCGUGUAUAGAGAGUUUUUCGAGAGUUAAUCCGCCUUUAAAGUGUUCGGUUAGUUCAGUUUAAGCUACAAGAGUGUGAUCACUCACAGAAGUGUAAAGCGUUACUUCAGGACACAGCGCUCACUUCAUCAGUCACAUCGUGAUAAAUUUUUUUCAGUGUUGCGAUGUGUGUCGUCAUGUUUUCUGAAUCGCAUUGCAUCGUGCCACGGUGCAUCGUUACACCCCUACACGCACACACACAUACUGGAUUCACAUGUACAUUCUGGUGAGCACACAUGCUAAGAAAGAGCAGGAGAUGUUUGUUUUUUAAAGGGAAAUGACCACUAGGGAUCUGUUGUCGCAGCAGUUAUUUUGGUAAAGAUUAACCUCAUGUCCUCUGGCCUGCUCUUUAUCUGGACUUCUGCCUGCAGAUUAUAACCAUCCGCAACCAACCACAACAACCAUCCUUGUUCCAUUCUUAAGCUGAUCCUCAUCCUUGUGUGCCUUCCACAGCCAAUAGUAAAACCGAUCUCAGAUUGUAUCACCACCGCAGUCUUCCACCUAAUGGACAUCUAGAGUACAAAAAGCCCAAGUCCUAUAGCUAGGCUGAUGUUGGUUUUAGGGUGAGAGUUGGUUUUAUUUCCCUUGGUGUGAAAUUUGUUUCAGGGCAGAUGAAGUAAGUGGGUGAUAAGGUAACUGAUACUGUCUUUAUUGUGGUUUGACAGGGUUGGGCACUGAACCGGCAAUAAAUAUGCACUCUCUGACAAAUGCACCCCUGCUCAGAGGGUAUGCCUAACCUCAUGUUGCCAUAACAACUGCUGUAUUGUGAUUUCUAAGUUCUCAACUAUUUGUUUAAGCUAACAUGCAUUAAUUUGCAUUAAUGCAGAUUAUUAAUGCUAACUAUUAAUUUGUAUUAAGCAACCCUGCCAACAACAUGUAACUUCAUUUGUUUGUCUCUUGCUUUUUAUAUUUAUUUGGUUUUUGCAACUCUAUUUAUUUGCUUCCUUUUGAUUUGUGGAUAGUAUUUUAGUGUAUGUGAUUCUGGGUUUAAAUUAGUGGGUAUUUAUCACGAUCAACAGACUGCAAAUAUUUUUAUGUCAAUAUUCCCUGACCUGUAGUGCCAUUCUGUCAUUUCAGUGCCAAAAAUCUACUGUUUAGUGCUUUUUCAUCUAAAUCCACAGCUCAGGGUAGAUUUAAAACAAAGCAUUUGUUACGUUGGAAUGAAUUUUGUUGAUCCACAGAAAGAAACAGAUUUAUUAUUCUAAUGCUACUGGUUUGCCUUGUAAAACAAGUAUUGUUGUCCAAGAUGCCAUAUUUUAAUGUGCCGUCCAUGUCUGCCAUGCGACCUUUAAUUUGCCUUAUCAGCUGAACUAAGGUAUGCCAGCCUUAGUACAGAGAACCAGUGGGGUAAUAAAACACCCACUUUGGCACACAGUGAUAUGCUUGAUGCACUGCACCUUUAUGUUUUCAAGGACUAACACUGCAAAGUACAUGGGGAGUUUUAUUCUAAAAUGAGAUAUCUGCCAUCUGAAUAUACUGUAUGUCUCUCUGCUCUUACACAGUGAUUGCUGGCAUGAGAGUAAAGCACACUACUGGUUAAGUCAUCUAAAUGCCUUGCUUGAAAAUAAUUAAACUAAAUAGGAUAGAGUCAGCACUGUUUUUAAAAUGUUUAAGUUAACAUAUAGUUGUUGGGAUAUUAGAGCACCUUUCAUAUUCUGAUCAUUUUUGUUAGUGAUAGAGUUUUUCUGUAAAUUAGUAGUCUUUUUGUUGCUUUCUUCCACCAAAAGAUGGAGCCAAAGUCAAAUUUUCAAAUCUUACACGCAGCAACAUUUAUAAAAACAAAUGCUCAAUUUGUAAUAGUAUUACUUGUGCUUGUGGCAGGCAUGUAGAGAGGCUAGAUGAACUACUGUAAGACAAAACCACCGUGUUUUCAUACAUACUUACAUUUUAUAAUUUGUACAUAGAUAAAAUGCAAAAUGUGAAAGGACAGAUAUGCACCAAUAGACAUAAUUUAAAGGGAUUUAAAAGGGUAUUUUGUCAAAACACUGAAUAAAUGUGUUGACCCAUAUUGUAAAGCUGGAGACUUCUGUGAAAUCCAUCCAGAUAUUUCCACUGUGAUACAACAGUAUCAAGAGUCUGAAAUGUUAAAGGAGAAGUGUUUGCUGCUGUGAAUGAAUACUUGCAACAUUAUGAAGGCAGAUGCCAAAGAAAAAAAUUAUGGUUGUUGCGUUUUCUUUUGUGGUGGAUUAUUUUCAUAUUCAUAUUGAGUUUUACUUGCUGUCAAAUAAUAUACAAGUUAGAUGUGAUGUGAGGCACCACAAACCUCACAUGUAGUGAUGUCUUAGCAAAUUCAGAGAAUUACCAAACAGAGACCUAGUGUCAUUCAGUCCAAGUAGGUUUAUUUGCACUACAUUCAACAACUCAGUCCCCUAAUUAGUUGCACCAAAUGUGUUUUCACUAUAGCCAUGACGUCAACAUGUGACAGCUGCACAAGACAGCGCUUGGUUAGUUUUUACAUGUUUGCAUAGCAUGUGAUCUGUCCUAGGAACAGCUUGUACGGGAACACAUCUUUCUUGGGCCAGUCCUGUCCCAUCUUACCUCAGCCUAGACAGCUCACUAUGCUUUCGGCGCUGGUCAUUUGUUUUGCUGUCUACAAACCCCAACGUAGGACAGGCCACUUUAACAAGAUGCACCUGUGUCCUGUUUCCCCAUGCAGGGCUUUCUCAGGCUAGCCCCCAGCUAGGGACAGUUUUUUCAAAGUUUGGUCCGUAAAUAGUGUUAAACAGAUUACACACAUAAGCAAUUGGCAUGCACACAUAACAUAUGAUUCCUCUACUUCUAAGUUCAUUCAUUUCCCUCCUCCACACUGGUAUUGUUCCUAAUUCCUGCUGCAUGCAGACGUUGAAGAGACCUGCUGCUGCAGUUUGAGCUCCAACUUUUUAAAAAAAAACUUACUUUCCCCUGUUUUUGGUGUGUAAAUGAUUGACAGAGAUAAAAAUCUUUGGAAUUGGUACAGUAUUGAACAAGAAUGAUGUACCUGACAACCUGUGAGCAGCUGCUGCAAUGUAAUCCAACGGGCAAUUGUCCAUGUAGAAGUAUGUCUACUAAGUAUGUUUUUGUUUUUGCCACUGACAAGGUGAAAUUAUUAUAAGUGUCUGACAACAUUAUGGAUAGGAUUCCUACAGUGAUAUACCUUUUUAUGAAUGACUAAAAUCUUUUUGUGUACCCAGAAACAUUGAUAUAUAUAUGUAUCACCACCAGACUCCAGUUUGUUGUGUGACUUUCAGUGGUGGAAGUAUUCAGAUCCUUUACAUUAGUAUAAGUACCACACAACAGAAAUAACUGAUUGAGGCAGCAGUGGAUAUAGUGUUAAGUGUUGACUAAAAAAAAACAAAAACAAAAAAAAACAGCAUUCCUUGUAGAAACAAACAACUUCAAAAACUUAGAGAUACUGUCCUUUUUUUUCAGGGGGUCUUUACUGAGAUUUUUUUAAAAAGUGCUUUCAGUACAUGGGCCUUUCUUGUUUCAGUGGUAUCAUUCUGCAGCAAAGAACAAGGGAUCUAUGUAGAGGAAGGCAUAAUGUUAUUGUGGUGUAUAACCAUAAUUAACACCAGACAUACAUUUCAGGAC